AUGCUUGAAAAUAAUUUCGAAAACUGUAAUUCAUCAAUAGAUCCAUCUCAUUCGCAAUUUAUUAACAACAAGUCGAAUAAGUCACAAAAAGUUGAACAACAUUGUAUUAUUAAUGAUGAGAAUACUGAAGUUAUAAUUGAUUCGGAGAAUGAAGAAGAAUUUAGUUCAAGCGAACUGAGUGAAGAUGAAGAAGAAGAAGAAGAAAAUGAUGAUGACAACGAAGUAGAAAAUAUGUCUAGUGAAAAUAAUUUUCAAAAAGGUAAUAUUAUUCAAUCAUUGAAUCAAUGUAAUUGUCCACCUAAUUUACAUAAUCUAUUCAAUACAACUCAAAAUGUUAAUGUCACUUUUUAUCAACCGGAAAGUGUUGUAGAAGUAAUGCAAAUGAAUAAUGACCACUUGAUUACACAAACAAUGGCUGCUCUUGCUGCUAAAUAUCGACCUACAAAAUCUAUUGAUUCUCCGCCAACUGAAAGUGAAAUUUUAUCUUUUAUUGGUCCAUGUCCAUUAUAUUCUUUGUCAUCUUCAUUUGGUCUUGAUAUGCAUCAUGGUCUUUCUCAUUUUCCUUGUCGAGAUAUAUUUGUUGAUGAUCGAAAUCAUAUUCCGUCUCGUCCACUUUGGCAACAUUUAACAUCAUCUCAUAAUUUAAAUCUUUCAUCAUCAUCUCUUCUUAUAUCUCAUCUUCUUCUUCAUGGUUAUUCAUUACCAUGUCCAAUAUUAUUUAAUUCACAUAAUACAAAAAAUAUUCUUCGUACAACACCACGUUAUUCAUUAAUUAAAAAAUGUCCUUUAACUACUUAUGGUGUUUAUGGUAUUCAAUAUGAACAUGGUACACGUUUAUGUUCGGGUUAUACAUAUAAUACAAAUAUUUAUUCACAUUUAAUAUCAUUUCAUAAGAUGACGCAUAAUGCAUCAUUAUGUUUAUCACGUGCUAUUGCAUUUCAUGAUAAACAAUUUAAAUUUAAAUUUGAUGAAAUUAUUGUUAGUGAAUCUAGAAAAUGUCCUGUAUUGAAAUUAUGUCAAAUAAAAGAAUCUUCUAGAGUAAAUCAUCAUCAAUGUCAUCAUCUAUUAAAAAAAGUUAUUAAAAAAAAACCGGUGAAAAAUAUUUUAAAUUAA
Messenger RNA from Rotaria sp. Silwood1, 1113 nucleotides. NCBI's taxonomy places the organism in Eukaryota, Metazoa, Rotifera, Eurotatoria, Philodinida, Philodinidae. The record is from the annotation of a GenBank genome assembly.